AGGAAUAUGUAUUGUCAGACACGAAUCGUGCAUUGCAAGUUCUUUGAUACCGGUCUCAGCUGUUCGUGGAUGUGCCCUGGAUGUGCCAUUUGGCGGAUUCGGCAUACUCUGCGUUGAAUUCCCGGCUUUUCUUUAGCAGCUGAUAGCCGUCAGACAGAAGAAAGACGAACUCACAAAUGAGAUGAAAAUCUUUAGGUUUGUCAGCGUGUGUGCUUCAUUGUUUACAUUUGUGACAUUAGUGACAACGAUUUGGGGCCCAUGUAAUUGAAAUAACGAAAUGAAGCCAGUGACGGCUUUGUGUUUUGGAGUUAUCAAGACCCUAUCCUGAUUUGGAUUGUAACAAAAAUUUACCACACAACACCUUCACGUCAAAAUUGAAAUCAAAAUUCCUAAAUGGCGUCAGCAAGAAGAAAAAUGGAAUUUGAAAGUCCAGAUGUGGAAAAGGAUUUCCCAGGAUUAUAUGCAUCCGAAUCUGGCAGAAAGAGUAAUGAAAGUGACUGCCUUAGUGAUAAUGCUUUUGAUCCAGUUAGUGAUGAUGCACAUGAAAGGCCAUCAAAAAAAGAUCUUCUCAUCGGAAAGCGCAAAGAUAAAAAAGAUUCAAAGAAAGAUAGAGGAUAUGCAGCUUUAGAAGGCGAGAGCUCCCCUGAAGAAGAUCCAGAAACAAAAAGCCCUUCCAAAUCAAAAAAAUCUAAAUCGUUUAAAUUCCCAAGCAAGAAAGAGAAACGUGAAAAGUCACGAGAAAAGGACAGUAAAGAAAAAGACAAAGAGAUUGAGAAAGACAAGAAGAAGGAAAAGGAAGGGAAAGUGAAAUUGAAAUUAAAAGAACGAAAGAAGUCCAAACAUGGUGAAGAGUGCACUGAUGUUACAGAUGAGUUACCUGUUUUUGGAGUUCCUCUUGCCUUAGCUGUGGAAAGGAGUCGUUGUCAUGAUGGUGUUGAUAUACCAAUUGUGAUACGAGAUUGCAUUGAUUAUGUCCAAGAAAAUGGUUUGAACAUGGAAGCUAUUUAUAAAUUAUCAGGCAUUAAAUCAAAAGUGCAACAUUUGAGACGACUCUACAAUCAAAGAGAAGUUGUUCAGUUAGCAGAUUUUGAGCCUCCUGUUGUUACAAGUCUUUUGAAGCAAUUUUUUCGGGAGUUGCCAGAGCCUGUUCUUACCAAUGAUUUAAUUGCUCGAUUUGAGGAAGCUGCAGCCAUAAAAGAAGUCGGUGCUAGAGAAACAGAACUGAAAAUGCUUGUAGACCAAUUACCUACUUGCAAUAGACAUAUACUUGCUUGGUUGAUGGUACAUCUUGAUUGCAUUACUGAUCAUGAAAAAUACAAUAAAAUGAAUGCACAAAAUUUAGCUAUCAUUCUCAGUCCUGUUCUACAAAUGAGUCACAGAUUGAUUACUGCCAUUUUGUGUCACUGUAAAUCCCUCUUUCCUGAAGUGAAAUUGACCAGAUACAUUCCACCUUUAAGUGCUGGUAGUCCUUCUCUGCCUGAUACCGUUUUUGGUAUAACAGAUGAAUUGAGGAAACAAGAAUCACUUUUAAGUCAAAUUCAUCAAGAGAUGAAUGCAGGUUAUGUUUCAAAACGUAGAGAAGAACAGUUGUGGGAAGUGCAAAGACUCAUUACUCAACUCAAAAGAAAAUUAAGAACAGUACAGAGAGCACAAGAAGCUGUGCAAAAUCAAAGAAGUCUGGAUGAAGAUCGCUGUAGUAAUAAAAUGUAUGAUGAUGAAUUUCAUAUUGACACCACAUUGCAAAAAGCUCGCUUGGGUUCGGAAGAUGAAACAAUCACAUCAGUGGUUGAAUCCAGACAAAUUAUGCCUCCGAAUGAUACUGACAGAAUAGUAGCUGAAACUCAGCUGUCGAUAGAAAUACCCUCAGAAUCAAUGGAUAAUGUUGAAGCAAAUUCAUCUCAAGUAACAGAAGAUGUAGUAGAUAGUACUGAAAUUGAAGAGCAGCAUAAUUAUGUAGAUGCAAGUGUCAAGACUGAGAAUACGAUAGAAGAAUUACAAGGUUUAUUGCAAGAAGAGACUGUUCUUCAACUAGAACAUCGAGAACUCUUAAGUCUUCAGGCAGAUUUGCAGGGUCGUUUGCAAGGAGAAAGAGCAGAAAUUGAAAGACUUAGACAAGAAUUAGCUGCCGCACGUACAAAAUACAGUUUCAGUGGAGAAGAUGAUAGUUCAGAAGGGAGCAGUUCACCCUCCCAUUCUGAAGGUAGUGAUGGAGAUGAUCCUGAAGUGGCCGCUCGAAUUGCAGAAUUGCAGAAGGAAAAUCUUAUUUUGCAGCAAAACAAAGCAAAUUUGGUUCGAAGAAUUGUAGAAGCAAGAGAAGCCUGCCUCCACCUUAGAGUGCAACUUAGUUUACUGCAGCUAUCUCAAGAAUCCAAGCAGUUGUGAACCAAAGAAGUGGGGUUGAAAUAGGCAAAAUGCGUUUUUAAAAAUGAUUAUUACUUAUCUUAGAAUGAUUUUCAUGUAGCUUCAUGUUGACUGUUCAGUUAUCAGAUAUUUGUAACCAGAAAUGGGCAAAUCUAUUUUUGUAUUUAGUGUUGAAUAUUGGAAAAUUAGAUAUAGAUUGUGUUUCAAGAAAUAAGUAUUAAAGUAAAGAUAGUUAAAUACCCUUGUCUACAAGGGAAUUCUAUACUUUGUGCAUGGUCAGGAAGUUUUUAAAGUUGGUCCAAAAUUACAACAAUUUAUACAUUAAUGAUUUGCAUAAACACAUUUUAAUCUUUAUUUACAUUUGUGUAUUCAAAAAUAAAAAAAACAACUGGUGAGGUCAAUCAAUUUAUCCAUGCUUUAGAACGAGGACAGAUUUCUAACAAUCUCAUGCCUGUCUCAGCUCUCUAAACAAAAACAGACAACAGUAAUUUCCAGUUCUUUCAAUACUGAUGCACAUGCCUGAUCCCAUUUCUGGAUGAGAUUCAAGUUUAAAAUGUUUACUUGAUAUAUGUGUAUUAUUGUAUGUAUUUUGUUGUUGGUGUUAUUGCAAUUGUUGAAGUUAGUGUUAUUGAACUGUUUUGUGAUCUUUCACUUUUAGAAUAGAUGUGACAUGAACACUUCAUGGUGAAGAAUCAUAGCAAAGUAAGCAAAAAGUGUAAAUGUAGAAUGCUUAAAUAAUUAGAUCUGGAAUUAUCAUUUUUUUUUUAAAUAGCUUAUACUACUUAUUAUGGCUUCCCUUGUUAUUGUAGAGGGAGUGCUUCCACAUGUAUUACAAAGACAUGAUAUGAUAAUCAUCUGUAUAUUCUAAAUAUCUGCUCUGUCAUCUCCUUUUUCGAAUUUGUGUUUCUAAUGUUUUGGCAGUAAUUAAUAAUUGUUUACUGAGAUUUAAAGAUUGAGGAAAAAAAUUAAUUUAAUUAAACUUCCUCAGGUACAGGGAAAUAAUUAAAGACAAGUUAAAAGUAAGAAAGAGCAGAGCAAUGUGUAGUGAAAAAGAUGAAAAAGUUUGUAAAUUUUUCAUAAUUUCAAGUAUCAGUUAUCAUGAAUCCCUGUUGGUUUGGGACUCAAGAAUUUUUUUAUUCACAAAACACGAGGAAUGCAGUAUAAUGGUAUCCUCUCUUUGUCUCCCUCCUGCCUCCUUCUCAUUACUCCUACUCUCUCUCCUUGCCUCUUCUGUCAUCUCCUCUUAUCCCCAGGGGCAUAGCUUAGACUGGUGCUACUGAUGCACUACACUGACACUCCUGACAUCAGGGGCCUUUAAGAAGGUCACUCUCCAAUCCUUAAUAAAGGGUUCCUGUUGUAAAAGUUUUGAAAGGGUUACAUGGAGCAAAUAUUCCAUCACAAAGUUACAUAUUAAUCCUAAUUUAACCAGUUAUUUUAUUAAGAUUAUUCCUUAUUAUUGCAAUUGCAUGUCUGAGAACUAUUUCUAAAAACAAAGAAUGUAGAACUGCCGAAUCAGUUGUUGAAUGAGGAGGGAUUGCACUUGUUGGUCAGCUGAGCAGCUUGACCGACAUCUACAACCUGACUAGGGGCCUUAUUUGGAAAAUAAAUUAGCAAAAUUUUCAUUGGUAAACUAUAUGACAUAAAACUGGCAAGAGAACCAAACAGAUACAAGAACAACUUGUCUUUUUUGUUAUCCACAUGAUACAGUACUAUAAAAUGUUCUACAUCGUACAAACUCCUUUUCAGGAUAGGGUCCCAAAUAUGGGAAUUUUGAUGGCAGAAAAUGGAGGGAAAUGUUUUUGCUGGAUAUUACAUAUGUGAGAAUAUAAAUGAGAUUUAGAACUCAAGAUGUUACUUUGUCAGGACCCCAAUUGUACCUUCUCCACAAGGGUCUCCAAAAACCAGCUAUAUCCCUGCCUCUCCCCAUAUCCAACCUAUUAUUCAGAAGUUUUGUACUUUUUAAAUUGUAUGUGUUGAAUCUCUGCAAUGGAAAGAAACAACACUUUGGCUUCGGGACCAAAAACCUUUUGAGUUUUUGCAAAACCAUGAAUUUUAACUGAAUACACAUGUCGGUUGUACAUAAAAUCUUUCAUUAACUAAUCUCAGCAAUCUAGGAUUAUCUAUUAUCCCCUGUCUCCUUACAUCAUGUCUUGUUUUUUAGUUUUUGCUGCAUCACAAAAAAGGACAUCUUUGAAAUUAAUAUAUUUAAAUGAAAGUAUAUAACUUUUUUAUUUUCUUUCCAAUGGCAAACAUUCAAAAGGUUUCUUUCUUUCACAUAUAUUUAUACCUCAUUAAGGAAAGUUAAUUUUUAUUUAGCGGUUCCCUGCAAAAAGUGUAUACAAUAAUCUAAGAUACCUUCAAUGGUUUGUGUUAAAUGGUCUAGAAUUGUGCAGAAGAUCAUAGUAUUAUUUUAUACCUUUAUUUUCCCUAAUUUCGUUUCUUAUUGCAAAUUGCAUUUGUAAAUUUGACUGCGAGCUCUUCUCUUUGCAUAAAUAAAUCAUAAAAUUAAUGUUGCAUAAAUAGUGAAAAUUUGUAGUGAUAGAAUUAGAGAAACAUCAUUGCUAGAAUAUAGUAUGAAAUUAUGGUUGCAACUUAUUGGUAUUUGUUUAUUAUAGUAUUACUUUGUUUAUUAUAGUAUAACUGAUUCACAGUUACUUUUGUUAUUAUUUUUCCUCUAGUCAUAAUAAAAAUGUGAUGUAUGAGGCUGUGGAGAGAACUGGAUGUAAAUAUUGAAAAGUCAAACAAAUUUUGUGGUUUCAAAGUUGCUUUCUUGGCGAUUUGAAUUGUAUAUUUUUAUGAAGUAGACAAUUAUGUGUAUGUAAUAAAAUAUAAUAUGUGGAAUA
Messenger RNA from Gryllus bimaculatus (two-spotted cricket), 5204 nucleotides. NCBI's taxonomy places the organism in Eukaryota, Metazoa, Arthropoda, Insecta, Orthoptera, Gryllidae. The record is from the annotation of a GenBank genome assembly.